Molecule: messenger RNA, 2475 nt
Organism: Nasonia vitripennis (jewel wasp)
Lineage: Eukaryota; Metazoa; Arthropoda; Insecta; Hymenoptera; Pteromalidae
Gene: Scox
Product: protein SCO1 homolog, mitochondrial
Exons: 4
Coding region: 298-1122 (274 amino acids)
Biological process (GO): mitochondrial respiratory chain complex IV assembly; intracellular copper ion homeostasis
Cellular component (GO): mitochondrial inner membrane
Molecular function (GO): copper chaperone activity; copper ion binding
Source: RefSeq, a predicted model, not a curated record
UUGCACCUUCGAACGCAAGAUGUCCCGGUAACUCCGUUUUUCAACCGCGGUAUGCGGCUGCUAAGUCACAUGGAGUAGUGCACAAUUAAUGAUAAUAAAAGAAGUGUCAUUAUUACGUGACAACUUGAGAGUCUACCUGCUUCGGUAAGAGACGAGGAGAAUACGCGUCAUUUGGUUUGAGCAAACUGUCGCGACCACUGUGUGUGAGUGUGCUAUAUACGAGUUAUGUGUUACCUAACCUCAAAGAUAGCUGCUGGAGUACAAUAAUAGUAUACAAGUUCACAAAUAUCAGAGAGGAUGUCGAAUUUACUUGCGCGAACGCUUGCCCUUGUGCCGAGGUGCACGAGGAUUUCUACGAAUCAAACUCGAGACAUAAGUAAAAAUCUCCAGUUACAUCAGGUGAUAGGAAAGAAUCCUAGAGGUCAAAAAUCGAAAAGUUCUCCCAUCACAUGGAAAACUGUAGGAGUCACAGCUGUUAUAGGUGGUGGCCUUUUGGGUUAUAUGUAUUACCUAAGGGAAUUGAAGGAAAUAAAGAUAGCCAAAGAACGAAGACGUCAAAUUGGUAAAGCUGCUAUAGGAGGAAAGUUUGAACUAGUCGAUCCACAAGGAAAUUUAGUCAAGUCUGAUGAUUUUUUGGGCAAAUGGGUGAUGAUUUACUUUGGCUUUACUCACUGCCCAGAUAUUUGUCCAGAUGAACUUGAAAAACUAUCGCUUGUUGUAGAUAGACUAGAAAAGGAAUACAACAUUGAAGUUAAGCCCAUAUUUAUUACUGUUGACCCAGUCAGAGACACACCAGAAGCUGUAGGAAAAUAUGUUAAAGAAUUUUCAGAUAAAAUUAUCGGAUUAGCUGGCUCUAUUGAACAAAUUGCAAAAGCUUGCAAAGCUUAUAGAGUUUACUUUAGCAGUGGUCCUCCUGAUGACGAUGACGAUUAUAUUGUUGACCAUACUGUUAUAAUCUAUCUGAUUGAUCCUGAGGGUGGAUUUAUUGACUACUAUGGUCAAACUCACGAUGCGGAUAAAAUAAUUGACAGUGUUCUUCUUAACAAAUUAAAAUAUGAAAAAAUCCAAAAUGAAGAUUGGUUACCGAUGUUAAAUUGGAAAGGAUCGAAACAAACUUCGUAGUUAGUGAUCAAGCUUACAAUAUCCUUGUUGUAAGUAGUUAAGGAACUUUAUUUGAUAAAACUAAGAUUUUUGUAUAUAAAUAAGAGAUUUAUCUUUAUUGACAUGUAAUUUUUUUUCAAUUGUUAAUAUUAAAUGUACUUUAAACAAACACUAUACUUUUUUCUGUUUGUACGACAAUGGGAUGCAUAAUAUUGCAAUACAGCAAAUAUAGGAUAAACAUGUUUAUUUGUCUCUUAGACAUGUAAAUUUCUUUUGAUUUGACAAUAUUGAACGUACAUUUCAACACUUAUACUGCUUACAAUUUGACUUUUCACAAUCAUUACAUAGAGAGCUUUGAUGAUAAAAUGCAACAUGCAUUUCAUAAUUUGUAUAAAUUAAAAUCAGCUCAUUUUUGUAUAGAGUAAUUGGUCUUACAAUCGCAUUGCUAGAUAUAAUAAAAAACCAUUUUUACAAAUCUUUAGAAUUUAUAAUAAUUAUACUUUGAUCAUUUCGUUUUCUGUAUAAUAUGUCCGCUUGUUGUGAAGUUUAUCGUAGUUAAUUGACAUUAAUAAACAUUCGAUGUUGAAAAUCAACAAUUUAUAAAUAUAGAUGAAUAUAUUUUGAUAUUUAUUGACUGUAAGACCGAUUUACAAGAUUGCACAUAAAUUGUCCUGUAACAGGUACAGUCAUUGACCUUUUAAAAACAACUAUUAUUGGCACCCUGAAAAUUAAAAAUCAAUUGGCUUCUCAUCCCUACUACAGGUGUAAUUGAACAACUGUAUCGCAAUGACGGAUUCGUUAUACACUUUACGUUAUACAAUAAUAACAAGUUUAUCGUGAUAUGAAAAUAAGUUUUAAUUCAGAUAUGAAUUUUUCGUACGGUCGUCAUAUUAAAUCGCGUAUAAAAAUAGGUAAAAGGCAAAUUUCAUCACAUCUCACACCAUUUUAAGGUCGAUGUGAGAUCAGACUUAAGUAGGUUCAAUUAAAAUAAAUCUUUCGCGUCACGCGUUGCGUAACUGCAUUCGUACAUAUUGUUAUUAAUUUUUAUACAUUUUUACAUUUUCCCAGCACUCUUAGCUACGAGAAUGGUAUAGAAAAUUCGUUUUCCUUUUUCAAGAAAAAAAUGAUGAGCAUACAGAGGCCAACAACAGUCAAGUUAACGCUAGAUUCUACAUCGAUCAGGCUCGCUCAUCUCCCGCGCAAUUAAAGUACACAUAAGGUAUAAUGCUGUGAAAGCGUCAUCUCGCUAAUGCGAGCGCGGUAUAAAUUAGACUUAUAAUUAACAAAUUAUAAGCCAUAGGGAGUCGAUAAAGCAGAUACUGGCAAUGUUUUAUAACAACUAACGCUAUAUGAUAAUAGAAUUCGUAAAAAAUC